CCUGAAAACAAACCAUAUUUCAAUAGCAAAUCCAGUGUCGAUAUGGCUGAGUUGUAACUUUUGAGCAUACAAUUUUUAUAACGGCGUCUAAAGCCUUGAAAGAUGUGAUCACAUAGAUGUGAUCGCGUAGGCUAACAGUCCCAAAAAAAAUCUGUGGAACUCGGUCAGAUAAUUUUUUUCACUAGAAACAGCUGCCUACUGCUGCUCCUCCUACAAACUACAUUGAUUGAUUCAACAUCGUGUAACGGUACAUACUUCGUCCUGUUUCGUCUGAGCCACUAGCCAGUUGUUGGGGGAAAACCUCGUGCUACUGCCACAGUGAUACUGCUACUGCUUCUUAUUCAGCACCGAACAUGGGCCCAGAAGGAAAGGUUUGAAGGAGGUAUCUGUGAUUUCUAGGAAGACUGAAGGGCGGAACUUGCCAGGAUGGAUGCCACCAACAUACUGCCCAUUCUGAAGAAACGCCUAGCCUUCUUGUCAGGAGGCAAGGACAGACGCAGUGGGCUGAUCCUUACCAUUCCACUAUGUACAGAACAGACCAGUAUGGAGGAGCUCAGCUCCACGUUGGAUUACCUCCUUGGCAUCCCCAGUGAUAAGUGUAAAGCAAGAGGCUUCACAGUCAUCGUGGAUGGACGGAAGUCUCAGUGGAACAUAGUGAAGACGGUGGUGCUCAUGUUGCAGAAUGUGAUUCCAGCAGAGGUGUCCCUGGUGUGUGUGGUGAAGCCUGAUGAAUUCUGGGACAAGAAGGUCACUCAUUUCUGCUUCUGGAAGGAGAAGGACAGACUAGGCUUUGAGGUCAUUUUGGUAUCUGCCAAUAAGCUCACACGCUACAUCGAGCCCUGUCAGCUUACUGAUGAGUUUGGGGGAAGUCUGGUGUACGAUCACAUAGACUGGGUGAACAAAAGACUGGUCUUUGAAAAGUUUACCAAGGAGUCCACAUCCCUUCUUGAUGAGCUGGUGGUCAUCAAUGACAGUGAGAAAAGCAGCCAGUUGGACAAAGAAAGGCCACCAGAUUGUAACUUCCUACCAUCGUUGGAUCCUGAAACAGUUCUACAAACUGGCCAUGAGUUGCUGUCGGAGCUGCAGCAGCGGCGGUUUAACGGGGCAGAGGGAGGUGGUGUGGCCUGGUCCCCCAUGGAUGACGAGCUACUGGCCCAGCCACAGGUCAUGAAACUGCUGGACUCCCUCAGAGAACAAUACACCAAGUACCAGGAGGUGUGUCGCCAACGCAGCAAACGAUCCCAGCUGGAGGAUAUACAGACCAAGGUCAUGCAGGUUGUGAAUUGGCUGGAGGGGCCUGGCACAGAGCAGCUCCGAACACAGUGGGGGAUCGGAGAUUCCAUCAGGGCCUCCCAGGCCCUGCAGCAGAAACAUGAGGAGAUAGAGAGCCAGCACAGCGAGUGGUUUGCAGUAUACGUAGAGCUGAACCAGCAGAUAGCAGCGUUGUUGAGUGCUGGAGACGAGGAGGACCUAGUGGAGUUAAAGAGUCUUCAGCAGCAGCUCAGUGAUGUCUGUUACAGACAGGCCAGCCAACUGGAGUCCAGACAGAACGUACUGCAGUCAGCACACGAGUUUCACGGCACAGCACAGGACCUGUCCCAGCAACUGGAUGGUCUACUGGGCAUGCUCUGUGCCGAUGUGGCGCCUGCUGACGGGGCUGCCAUCCAACAAACACUCAAACACCUCGAGGAGAAACUCAAGAGCGUUGAGGGAGCCCUGGUAGGCCUGAGGGAGAAAGGCCAGGUCCUGAUGGAUCAGAUGUCCAACCAGACUUCCUGGUCCUAUGGGAAAGACGUGCCCAUCGAUAACAAAGACAACGUUGAUCACAUCCAAGGUGUCAUGGAGGACAUGCAGCUCCGGAAACAAAGAUGUGAGGACAUGGUGGAUGUCAGGAGACUGAAGAUGCUUCAGAUGGUCCAGCUGUUCAAGUGUGAGGAAGAUGCAUCACAGGCGGUGGAGUGGCUGGGUGAGCUCCUCGAUGCUCUUCUAAAGACCCACAUCAGACUAGGGGACGACUCACAGGAAACCAAAGUGCUGCUGGAGAAACACAAGAAGUUUGUGGAUGUUGCACAGAGCACCUAUGACUACGGCCGUCAGCUGCUCCAGGCGACGGUGGUGUUGUGUCAGUCUCUACGGUGCUCCACGCGCUCCUCUGGUGACACCCUGCCACGCCUCAACCGGGUCUGGAAACAGUUUACUGUCACCACUGAGGAGAGGGUCCACCGGCUGGAGAUGGCCUGCUCCUUUCACACCGCAGCUGAGAAGGUGCUGGUCCAAGCCAGCCCAGACCAGGGUGAUCUCCCAGUCGAGGUGGAGCAGGAGACCUAUGAGGAGGUGGAGACUGUGGGGAAGGCUCUACUGGACAGACUCACUGUCCCUGUUAUAUUCCCAGACGGGAGCGAGCAGUAUUUUGGCAGUCCUGGAGACAUGGCGUCCUCUGCUGAACACAUCCGGGACAAGAUGAAGCUGGUGGAGGACAGGAAACUGACUCUGCACGAGGAAGAUGAAGAUGAAGAAGACACUGAGCAGCUACAGUAUCAGCAGCUACAUUAUGAGCAGAUACAUGACCAGGACGAAGAACUACACGAUGAUGAAGAACUACAAGACGACCACGAACUACAUGAUGAAGAACUACAGGAAGUGGAUAAUGAACUACAAGAUGGGGAGGAACUAGAACUAGAGAAUGAGACGGACACUUAGGAAUGCUAAUGGGGCUCUUAUAACAGCUUGCCUGGUCCCAGAUCAGUUUGUGCUGUCUUGCCAUAUCCUAUCGCCAUUGGCGUGACAAUGACCAUAGCAGUUGACAAGAGCGCAUAAACAGAUCUGGGGCCAGGCUGCAGACCUAUAACAGCAGCAACUAGCAGUCCACCAGACAUUGAGGACAGGAAAGAACACCUCUGACCUUCGACAUUACGCCAACACAGCACCUGACCAUCACGUGCUCCAGAUCUCUAGAAUCCCGUUAAUCUCCCGGUGUGACCGCAUUUUUCUAUCUCAGUUGUACUCUGCCUCGUCAAGCCAUAUUAAUUUACCAAUAUCAGUUAAAGAAAGAAUAUGGUCCUCUAGGAUCCACUUACAUUGCUUACAAUACAUGACGUGGAGAGGAGGAGGGAAACAAAAGAAAGAAACUGAAAGCACUGACUGGAAUGAACUCUGAAAUUGACUAUUUCCCUUAAAGCUUUACCUUGCCUGUCGAUUGUCCCUCUGAAUUUGUGUUCACGCUGCACUUGGCCUAGGGGUAGUUUUAACCCAGGGUUAAGGUUAGGCCUGGGUUAAGAACAUGUAGUGUGAAAAGCCCUAAAGACAGGGGACUCAAGCUUUUACAUGGUUCUACUAAACCCUCUAGAAUAUACAGAAAGCAAAAUCUGUCUCUCUCCUUGUAUUUACCUUACCGGUGCUUUAGAGUUUCUAGGCCUUUCUCUUUCUUGUCAAACUGCCUUGUUUGACUAUUUUAUAUUUUCCCUCUGUUGUUUUUUUGUUCGCAAUACUUUCAAGUGGUUUCUGGAAGAAGAAAAACAAGUGUAAAAAGGUGUGGCAAUAUGUAAAUCUAUUCUCAUUCUCAAUGCCUUUGAAUUUGGCACUAACUUCCCAGCCCACUGUUUCCGGUAUAGACGGACUGUUGUAUAUUACGAGGAUGGAUGGGUGCAGUCAACCAGCUUUUAAGACAUUUAGAUGGCUGUGUCACUUGUGUGCAUCAAGUUAAAAUGUCUAAUCAGACCUUUGUUAUAAACCUAGAUUAGAGUGGUAGAUCCAGGGCUUUGUUUUUAUUAAUAAAAUGUGAUAUGAGAAUUAUGCUUCAUCUCUUCAUAAUUGUCAUUCUAAUGUAUACAUACAGUACAUACGCCUUUUGCAUCGUGAGGCAUGCUAUUGAAAUAUUGAUUCUAUAUUUAUUUUGUUUUGUAUAUUGGUAUUUUACAUACCAGUCAAAGACAUGCUUGUGGAGAUUUUAGGUUUGUGAGGCUAAUCAUGUAUUUCUUGAAAACCUGGGUCCUGCGAAAUAAACAAGCAAACAUUUUAAAGAU
Molecule: messenger RNA, 4022 nt
Organism: Salmo salar (Atlantic salmon)
Lineage: Eukaryota; Metazoa; Chordata; Actinopteri; Salmoniformes; Salmonidae
Product: SEC14 domain and spectrin repeat-containing protein 1
Molecular function (GO): phosphatidylinositol-3-phosphate binding; phosphatidylinositol-4,5-bisphosphate binding; phosphatidylinositol-5-phosphate binding
Source: RefSeq, a predicted model, not a curated record